Messenger RNA from Penicillium salamii, 1680 nucleotides. NCBI's taxonomy places the organism in Eukaryota, Fungi, Ascomycota, Eurotiomycetes, Eurotiales, Aspergillaceae. The record is from the annotation of a GenBank genome assembly.
AUGUCCGACACAGUAUAUUCUCGCGAUCCGACGACGCCCCGAGAUUACUACUCGGGGCUUGACAAUGAUGGCUCUUUGGCCGAGAAAUUUAAGGACAUCGACGAGAAGAUACAAUUCUAUGGUGCUAUGCGCCGUCUCGAAGACCCUCUUACCAAGAACUUUGUGUUGGAUUUUGGGAACGACGAUGCGUGGUGUGCGUCCGACUUGGAUACAGAUGAGCUGAGAUUGUUGCUGGACAAGCCGGCCAUAACUAAACACUACGGCGUGUCUGAACGAUUACAAGGCAUGAUGUGCACGGAACCCGUACAGCCAGAGCCCAAAACCAUACCAGUCCCCGACAAAAGAUCCUCAACCUCGAAUGCUGGGACGUCCUUUCAGCAUGAUAUUGAUGACCCAGAGAAUGCCAAGUAUCUCUCUGACCCAGAAAGAGCCCGCGAAUCGGCCUCAUUCAAGAACUUGACGUUUGCCCAGGUCACCGACCAGAUUUGGCACUUUUCCUCAGUAGACCAUGGUCCUCGAUAUACCUGUAUCGGCUAUAAUACACUAUUUGUGAUCCCGACUCUGUCAAUGCCGAAUGGCAAGAAUCUCCCGGAUGGAAAACGACUCUGGACAUGGCUGAUACAGUGCGACGAUGGAACUAUCAUCUCGAUUCAAGAGAAUCCGUUCCCUAGACGCACCGACGUCCAAAUCGACGAAGCCAAGCCGGUUCUCGACAUUGUGCGCCGGAACAUCCGAUUCAUUUUUGCCGGUGUAUCGCGAUUGCACUUUGCCAUGUCAGAGAGCGAAUCACUCAUCACGAUCCGCGUCCGACAAUUCAGCGACCUCAGCCCCGACCAAGCAAGCAUCAAGCAGGAAGACGGGCCGAGUCUGCUGUUCUAUUACAUUUUCGACGACUGGGUGUCAAGCUAUGGACUGAUCGCCAAGCGUGAGCACAAGUACGGCGUCUUGCUAGAGGAAUUGAGAGGGAAUAUGCUCGAUCGACCGGUGGUAGAGUUGAUCAAUGAGCUCCACUGGCUGGGGCGACGACUAGCCGUCCUGAAGCGGUUGUACCAGAGCUACGAGCUGAUCAUGCGGCGACUGUUGCAGCGACAGCGCAUGCUCCGCGAUGAGGCCCGUUCGUUGCACCCCACCGUGCCGUAUGGAGCCACCUUUGGUGACAUGGAGUAUGUGGAUAUGCGACAAGCGAGUCUCGUCAGCUAUUCCAGUGUUCCUAGCGCGGCCGAGAAGUCCGUUGGGGUGCAGUUGAGCUCGACGGCGGUGGCACGGUUCGAACGGUUGGUGGAUCGGAUCAACCUGUAUUGUCUGAGUGAGAUUGAGAAUUGUCUCAAUGAGAAGGAAUCGUUGACAUUCUUGAACUUCAACCUGAUUGCGCUCAAAGAUUCGCAAGCCGUUGAGAAAUUGACACGCAUUACGAUCCUGCUAGCGAAAGCCACGAUUUUGUUCCUGCCGGUUAGUCUGAUGAGUGCAUAUUUCUCGACGGAACUCAUUGGAGUCAAGAACGGGUAUACCAAGGCGGAUUACUGGAUCAGCUUUGCCGUGAUCUUUGUGUUGUCAGUCCUGUUGUUGACGGUGUUUGGCUAUGCCAGUGACACGGUAGAAGGAAAGACAAUCUACCGAUCAAUGGUGGGCACAUUCUUCCGAAAGUCACGCCAAAGAAUGUCACGAGAAAGCAGACCAUAA